This is a messenger RNA of Nilaparvata lugens (brown planthopper), 1675 nucleotides long. RefSeq names its product cytoskeleton-associated protein 2-like. The transcript has 4 exons. The coding region runs from base 274 to 798 and encodes 174 amino acids. The record is from RefSeq and is a predicted model, not a curated record. NCBI's taxonomy places the organism in Eukaryota, Metazoa, Arthropoda, Insecta, Hemiptera, Delphacidae.
ACCAAAAUCAAGGCCUACUAAUUUGCCGGCUAUUGUGAUUGAGACUAUCCCAGAAGAGAAGGAAAAUAGUAAGGGUGAUCUUACAAUCAACCUUGAAAGUACGGAGCCACCUUGCUCACUAACCAGAGAGCAGGAGGACCUUGCUUCUUGUGGCGAUUGUAAGCCACUUGAUGAGACUACCAUUGUAUUGGACUCGGAAAAUUUGAAGGAAACCACUGUAAAAGCGCUUCAUGAGCUACUCACGUUGAUUCAUACUGGUUAUCCUUGGGAGUCAUGCAAAGAAUGGCUAACAGCACUUCGCAGCCGCAACCAGAUGCAGAGAGCCUGCCUGACUUCUGGGAAUGUUUGGCCGCUCUCGAAGAGAAGCAGGGAGAUAUGCAGAUGGCUGUCGACUCCUACCAGAGGGCCUUGAUGCGUGGUGCUCAGGUUUCUCACAUAGACGUGUGCCUCGAUAGUCUUUUUGAGAAAAUGAAUGCCCUGAACCUGGAGUGCCAACCUUACACGCCAAGGCAAACCGAUGGCAAGAUGAAGAAUGGAGUGGAUGCUAAAAAUAUCUUCAAGUCUACAGUUAUCCAGUUCGCUCUAAUGCAGCAAAAAGUAAAAACUUUCAGUUCGGAAAGUGGUGUCAAUUUGAAAAACCUUGACUAUAUCGCAACCCCAGUGAGGAGGAGCACUAGGCAAUCACUCUUCACCUCCAAAACGCCUCAGAGAUGCACAUCAUCAUUAAAAAAUCUGAUGAGUGAAGACCAGGAAAAUGUACAGUUCAAACCAAACAAAGCUCUUCUGUUUGAUGACUGACUUUUAAAUCAGGGACUACUGUUGUUUUUCCUCAUUGUAAUUAACUUUAUCAAUAGAUUUUUCAGAUAUUUCAUAAUUUUGUAUAAUGUUAUGUAUUUCACUUCACUUUAAAGACUUUGAAAUGCUCACUGCUCUUGUUAUACUUUUUACUUGGAAAAAUGUAAUGUCCAAUGCUGUUAGAAAUCAAGCAAUUGAUAAUAACUGUUUCUUAUUUAAUACAGGUGAUCUAAAAUAAAGGGAACAUUUUGAAAAUUUCAUUAAACAAAAUUUGGAAGGCCAAACAUAAUUCUAUUUAUAUGAUAAUGGAAACUUCAAAGCUUGCCUGCCAUUCAAGAAAAAUGAAUUACAAUAAUUAUAUUAUUUAGAAUAACUUCCUUCAGAUGGCUUCCUCUAACACAAAUAAUACAAAUAACUCUUGGAAUCUUUGUUGGAGAUUCCUCAUUGAUCGCUUUUUUACACAUUGCUAUUUUUUCGUGGAGCUUAUUUUAAAAUGUUUACAACUCGACCAAUAAUUAUGAUGAAAUCAAAACAGAGAAUUCAGUAUGAAAUCAACAAUAUCCCAGUUGAGAUGUUGCAGCUCAAUGAGGAGGAAUCUCCAACACAUAUUCCACGAAGGAAGGAAGCCACGUAUGUAAAUGAUAUAUGUAUUUUUAUAUCCCCCUUAUUUUGGAUCAGCCGUUUAUGUUGGUAUUUCGCUUGAUCAUCAAUUAACGUAUUGUAUUAUUCAAAGCUUGGUCAUUUUCACAUGUAUAAUCUGUUUUAUUAAUGCACUAAAUACUAAAUAUAUUAAAAUUCUUACUACUUAUUAAUAUAAAUCAUCAUUAUUGAAUUAAUAAUUUUUAUUAUUCUUUUGUUUGUUUGUGAUAAUACUUAGUCA